CCAUUGCAACGGCCGCUGCGUCGUGGUGGUGGUGGUGCUCGUCGCCGUCGUCUGCCGCCACCGUACGGACAAUGGCCUCGCUCUCUGUCGCCGGCCGCGCGCCGCCGUGCCCGCGCUUCAGUCCUUCUUCACCUCUCCGUCAGUCUCUGUCGCAGAGUCUGCUGCCGCUUAAAAGUGCCCGCGGCUGGUGUUUGGGUAUGGGGAAGCUUAGGCCGUGCUCCAGAAGGAGGAGAACUUUGAUAUGUGCAGUCAGUCAAGAUGCGGAAGAAGCUUUCAAAAAGACGGUAGAAAUUGACAGGUUGAUUGACCUGCUGAGGCAUGCAAAUCCACAGGAGCUUCAGAAAAUUGUUGCGGAGAACAUCCUGGCCUUUAAUGAGGGCUUCUGGAUCAGACUUGCUGCUAGAAACGAUACCUGCAAGUCAGAAGAUGAUAAAAAAGAUUACGAGGAAUUGGCGUUAUCUGUGAUGACCAUAGUGGACCGCCUGGUGCAUAAAACUAAUGAAAAGAUAGAAUCUUCGACUGAUGUUCUCAAGGCAAUUUUAAAGCCUGCUGUUGAUGAAAAGGAAGAGAUUCGCUGGCCUCCUAGAGACCCUGAGGCUCUUAAAGCAAUGGAGGAAGAAGUAAUGCAAAUGGAGCAAGAAGGUCAACUAGAUGAAGGAUUCCUUUCUGAAGUUAAUGCACAGUUAAGACAAGCAAAAGAAGAUGGGGACAAGCCCGGGCUUGUGGCUAUGCUACAGAAAGUCUUGCAACUUUAUGCUUCUACAGUUCUCUCCAAGCGCAGUUAUGCCAAGAGAGGAAAUGAAGUGUUGAAGGCUGAAGAGUUCCUGGAGGUCCUUAUAAAAGCUCCAGAGGAAGAAUGGAAUAAGCUAUUGCUUGAUGGCAUGACAGUCGGAAAAGGCGAUGUUUCACCAGAAGAUUUAUAUGCAGUCAUAAAGAAGCGGAUAGAGCGGACUUUGAUCCGAACAGAAGGAGGUUCUUACCAGCAGAGGGUCCUCACGGAGUAUCUAAAAGGCAUCCAAUCGAGAGCAGAGGAGAUCAUACAAGUAUUACAAGGAAAGCCCGAAUAGUGUAUGUUCAGCGUUGAUAGAUUUCUUGGGCAAUGCAUCAUCCCCGCAUGGCAUGAGGAAAAGCUAGCGUUUGGUUACACACAAAGAACAGAGAAGACAACAAUUUUAGAGAGCUUUAGAUUUUUUGACUUGAUUCCAUUCGACAUUCCAUCCGCACUCGAAAAUCUGUAUGGAGCAGCCCGAUUCAUUUCGGCCAAGAAAGAUGUGCAUUGUAGUUGUUUUU
This is a messenger RNA of Syzygium oleosum, 1290 nucleotides long. RefSeq lists its product as uncharacterized. The record is from RefSeq and is a predicted model, not a curated record. NCBI's taxonomy places the organism in Eukaryota, Viridiplantae, Streptophyta, Magnoliopsida, Myrtales, Myrtaceae. The transcript has 11 exons. Bases 72 to 1067 code for a protein of 331 amino acids.